AUGGCCGACUCAGCCAACGCCCCCAAACCAAGCAGCAGUGUCAAGCUGGUGCUGCUGGGCGAGGCAGCAGUGGGAAAGUCUUCGCUUGUGUUGCGAUUUGUCAACAACGAUUUCCAGGAGAACAAAGAACCCACCAUCGGUGCCGCCUUCCUGACACAGAAAUGCAAUCUGCCCUCGAGGACGAUCAAGUUCGAGAUCUGGGAUACGGCAGGACAAGAGCGAUUCGCCUCGCUUGCCCCCAUGUACUACCGCAACGCCCAAGCCGCCCUUGUCGUCUACGAUCUCACCAAGCCCACAUCUCUCAUAAAGGCUAAGCACUGGGUGGCCGAGCUCCAGCGACAAGCAUCGCCGGGCAUCGUUAUCGCCCUCGUCGGCAACAAGUUGGACCUCACAAACGAUAGCGAGUCCGGCCAAGGCGACGCCGAGGGAGCUGAAGGCGAAGAGUCAGGGGACGCCCGGAAGGUGUCAACAGAUGAAGCCAAGUCAUAUGCCGAAGAGGAAAAUCUCCUGUUCUUCGAGACGAGUGCAAAGACUGGUCACAACGUGUCCGAGGUCUUUACCGCCAUCGCAAACGCCAUUCCCGAGACGUCGCUAAAGAGUACAAGGGGCCCUGGGGUGUCCAAUGCAGUCGGUAGAGGUGGGGAUGAGCAGAGAGUGAACCUGAACGGUCCCAGGGAGGCGGCGAAGGAGGGUUGCGCUUGCUGA
Molecule: messenger RNA, 705 nt
Organism: Anthostomella pinea
Lineage: Eukaryota; Fungi; Ascomycota; Sordariomycetes; Xylariales; Xylariaceae
Source: the annotation of a GenBank genome assembly